AUGACGAGACCUCACAUUAUUCGCGCUGACACUAUCGAUCUGCAAAACCCCGACGCACCCUCAGCGAAGGACCAUAGCAGGGCGCCCAACGGCUCGUUUGGUCCGCACCAGGCCGAGACUCUUCGAGAAGUCGCCCAGGAAUCCGCCGAAGAUCAAGCGCGCAGCCCGAGGCUAUCCUGGACCAACGCCGACGACGACGACAUCUCGGACCGGGACGAUCUCGCGGGAGAGGUCUCGAGAAAGCUCACUGGGGCCACAAUGGACGACGCGAGCAGAAGACAACAGCAGCAAGAUGCGCUGGCUGUCGCACAAAAUGGAGGUGUCUCGGACGACGGAAACAUGGACGACACCGACGAGAGCAUGGACGACGACGACAUGAUGGACAAGAUCUCGAGUUCGCCCUCGAUUGAAGAUGGUGGGUACACUUCGAUUAUGCCUCCGCAAUCAUGGCCGCGUAGAGUCGACUCUCUACCCGCCAUGAGAGAUCACGGCUCCCCCGUUUCCCCUUCGUUCAGCGAGGCAAGGUCCUCUUCUCCUUAUACCGAGUCCCUCGAAUACCUUCCAGCACACCUCUCUUGGCAGCAUAGCAAGGCAUCUGCCAAUACAUCAACCCAUCAUCAUCUUCGCGCGAAGUUUGAUCUCCAGAACGUUGCACAGCAUGGGCCGAUUGUGGUUCGUCCGCUUCGCUUGCGUAAAGCUGGAGAACCAGACUACGACGACUUCGCGCAGCGGCGUGCAGAGAUGGAGAGGGCAGAAAGAGACGAGGCAGCUGGUGGACUCGACGAUGACGGCAUCCCGCUUACGAUCCCAUACGAACCCUCUAUUGAUGAUGAAGAUGAUGAUGACGGCGAUGUUUCUCUUGUUGAUGAUUCUAGAUUUAUUGCCUGUGGCUGGGGCAACGAGUGCUUACACGAAGCAGAGGACAUCGAUUUCGAAUUCGUCUACGCGUUGCACACCUUCGUUGCGACCGUCGAGGGCCAAGCAAAUGCCACCAAGGGUGACACCAUGGUGUUGCUGGAUGACAGCAACAGCUACUGGUGGCUGGUCCGUGUGGUGAAGGAUAGCAGCAUUGGCUAUCUGCCGGCAGAGCACAUUGAGACGCCAACCGAGAGACUGGCGCGCCUAAACAAGCACAGGAAUAUAGACGUAGUCGCUCCCUCCAUGGAAGAGAUGAACCUUUCUGACUUAGAUCAGCUUUCCGCUACAAUGCUCGGAGAUCAGUCUGGGGAAAAGUCCAAGAGUACGUUCAAGACUGCUCUUAGGAAGAAGAAGAAGACGGUCGCAUUCGCCGCCCCGACUUUCGUCGAUUACUCUGACUAUGACUACUCCUCGGACGAGGAUGCGGUUGAUGAGCUGUUCUCUCAACAACAGGGUGCUGCUCAACAGCAGCAACAGCAGCAACAAACGUCGCAGCAGUCGACAGAGGAAACGAUGGAUGAUGACACGGCCAAGGUUGAGCCACUGAAGCCUAGAACAACGAAGGAGGUCAACGCUGCGGAACCGACGAAGAAAGAGGAGGCACCAGAGGAUGACUCGAAACGCGACAGCGGCGAAAUCUUUGAGAAACCAGAAGGUCCCAGCAGGUCGAGGAACGGCACCGUCAGGAACACCGACUCUUUCUUUAAGGACGAAACGGCCGAGACCAAGAAGAUCACGCUUACGCCUAACUUGCUUCGUGACGAUAGCGGCUCGCGACCUUCGACAACGGAAAGCGUCCAGGUCAAGCAACGGCCAAGUCUGGAUAAGAUGGAUAAGGAGCUGCAGCCGGAUAGGAAGGAGGAUAAGAAGAAGAAGGACAAGAAGGAGAAGGAGAAGAAGACGAGCACCAUUCGGAGUUUCUUCUCGCGUAAGGACAAGAAGAAGACCACGGACGACGACGAUGAGUCUUUUGGCAAGAGAUCGAUGGAUAUUGUUACAGAAUCCCAGGACCGGGAGAGUCGCGAGAGCCGUGAGAGUCGGGAGGAGGAGCUCAAGGAACCGUUGUCCCCGAGAGGCGAUGGUCCCCAACGAAGCGCAAGCAAGCUCCAGAAGCAACAGCCGAGGGUCGAGCCGUCUCCUGCGAGGGUCAACGGGGCUGCAACGCCACAAAAGUCUGCCACCAGAGAACUCUCAGAGUUCAUAUCCUCCGAAGGCCGCCCCAACAACGUCUCGAACGUACCCCCUGCUUCUAUGCGCAUCGUGGAGGAUGAUUCGUCGGAUCCAGAGCUCUCCGUUCAACAGCAGCGGAUCAAGUCCCCCGAGACGACUCGGUCACCUCCCCAAGAAAAGUCGACCCUGUCCAAGAUCAUCCCGUCGAGGAGUGGCAACAGUGAACCCAAGCCGCAAAAGGUCACCAAGGCGAAGUCUCGAGUUGAGCUUGACGACUUUGACUCUUCUGGAGAGGAGGUUGAGUCUGCCGAGCCACCCGUGCAGCAGCAGGCACAACAGAUUGUCAAGGAGGAAAAACUGGAACGGCCUUUGCCUGGCGCGUUCCCUGACAGCUACAUGAGCAACUUGAGUGCUGCCAGCGCUCAGACUGACAAGACAAUCACUCCUACGCAAACUCAACAGCCUCAGCCUCAGCCCACCGCCGCAGAACGCGAAAAGGAAAGACUCUCCGAAUCUCCCGUGCAAGUAUCUCCGGUCACUUCGCACAACCCUCCUGCGCUCAUGGUGGAUACUUCCAGUCAAGAAGGCCACUCGACGUCGCCAUCACCGGAGCUCAUUGAGGCUGAGGAGGCAGGCAGACAUCGUGCGCAAGAUUCGAUGACUGCCAGCUCGACGUCUACGGGUGGCAGCACUACCGGUAGCAGCUGGAAUGAUGCAAAGCUUCGGGCCUUUUUCGAUUCGAGCUCGGAUAUCCGAGAUAUGCUGGUCGUUGUUUACGACAAGAGCGAUGUGGCGCCUGCUGGGCCGGAACACCCCGUCGCAGGCUCUUUGUUCCGCGAACAGAAUGCCAAGUUGGCGGAAAUUACAACACAACUUGAUAACAUGCUUGGCGACUGGCUAGCACGCAAGCAAAGACUUCGAGGCACUGUUUAA
Messenger RNA from Colletotrichum phormii, 3021 nucleotides. RefSeq names its product SH3 domain-containing protein. Gene Ontology annotation, cellular component: cell tip; microtubule cytoskeleton. Gene Ontology annotation, biological process: intracellular protein localization; establishment or maintenance of actin cytoskeleton polarity. The transcript has 5 exons. The coding region runs from base 1 to 3021 and encodes 1006 amino acids. The record is from RefSeq and is a predicted model, not a curated record. Lineage: Eukaryota; Fungi; Ascomycota; Sordariomycetes; Glomerellales; Glomerellaceae. Gene Ontology annotation, molecular function: protein binding.